UUCUUUCUCUCUAUCCCUCUCUCUCUUCUCAUCUUCUCGCUCCUCUCUUUCUCUCUCACAUAGUCACACACUAAAACUAGAUGACUAUGCAGAGUACAAAGAUCCUAGAGAUAGAGAACACGCGUUAAGGACAACACAUAUAUAUUAGAAGAUGAAGUGUUUGGACUUUGGAUUAGUAUAGCUUCUUCAAUCGAAAGCCCAUGACAUAAAAAGCUAUUUCUUCAUCUACAUAUCUUCGCUUGCCAGAAAAACUGCAGUCUGUUGCACUUGUGGGUGGUUUUCCGGUGAAUUCCAACAUGGGAGACGCCGGAGUUUCCGCUUACCCGGGAAACCUUGACCCGAGAGCUCGAGAAUUCAUUCCGGUUUUUCAUCAGCAGCAAAUCCAUGUAGAAAUACAAACUUUGGUUCCUCCCAACAUGUACUAUUCAUACCCCCAGCACCAUUUCCCGACUCCUUCGCCGCCGCUGUUUCCUACAUCUCCGGCGUACGUCGGCGCCAACCCAUCUUCUUACUCGCCGCCGCCGUCGCGGGGGUUAACUUCUAGAGCCUUGCUGUUGAGCAUGGUCCCCACCGAGGCGAGCGAGUCGUUGGUGAGGAGGGAACUGGAGGUUUUCGGUGACGUACGGGCGGUUCAGAUGGAAAGGAUCCGAGAAGGGAUCGUGACCGUUCAUUUCUACGACCUGAGGCAAGCUCAGGAAGCUUUGGUCGAAAUUCAAGCUCAGCACAUGCAACAGCAGUACCGGUUGCGGAGGCACUACGAUGCCGUUUUGGCAGCUCAUCAUCAUCAUCAUCAUCAUGCUUUAAUGUUCCACUCUGCUCCGCCUCCGCAGCAUCAGCAGCCACCGCAGCUCCUCCCGCCGCCGCCGCCGGUGCCGCCACCGGCACGUGGGCUCAUUGCAGGCCGGGCCGUUUGGGCCCAGUACACUGUUCCGGUGACUUCAUCUAUUCCGGAAGGCACAAACCAAGGGACUCUUGUGGUAUUUAAUCUGGACCCGGAGGUCUCUCCUUUCAUGCUGACACAGAUUUUCCAAGCCUUCGGCCAUGUUAAGGAAUUGAGAGAGACACCUAGGAGAAAGCAUCAGAGGUUUGUAGAGUUCUUUGAUACAAGAGAUGCAGCUAGAGCGCUGAUGCAUAUGAACGGGAAAGAGAUUCAUGGAAGACAGAUUGUGAUUGAAUUCAGCCGUCCCGGCGGUGGCUACAACAAGAACAAGUCCCUAUCUAAGUCCACCGCCAACCUUAAAUUAAACUGCGCAACAGGGAAUCAUACUCCUCCCUCCCCGGCACCGGUACCGCCGCCGCCACCUCAGCCUUUGCAACGUAGAACCUCCGGUCGGUGGCUCCCCAUCUCGGACUCUUUCGACGACAAGAAAGACGGGUUUCACCAUUCCCAAGGAGGAAACCCUAAUGGGAGAAAUGAUGAGUUCAGCAGGAGCAGUUCGAAUUCAAGCCGGAGUUCGCUCACUAAUUCAAUGGGGUCUUUCAGGCUUGGAGAUGGUCAUGAGGAACGAAGUUCAUCUAAGUUCCGGCUUUGGAGUCCGUCAGGUUCAAAGAAGAGUUGCAAGGGAAACGGCACAAGUACUACUCAUGGUAGUGGUGGCAGUAGUAGUAAUAAUAGUAGCACAAAGCAGCAUCAGCUCCUGCAUAAGCAACGGUCUAAGGGUGGGAAUCGACCAUACAAGGGGUCUUCAAGACAGUCAAAGGAGUACGAUCCUCGGUUCUUGAUCAACGAAGAUUCCGUCAUCGAAGCCGAUUCUAGAGAUACCAGAACCACUGUCAUGAUAAAGAACAUACCCAAUAAGUACAGUCAGAAAUUAUUGCUGAACAUGCUGGACAACCACUGUAUACAUUGUAACGAGCAAAUUGGCGGUGAUGGGGAUGACCGGCCAUUGUCUUCCUACGACUUUGUUUACCUCCCCAUUGAUUUCGUGAACAAGUGCAAUGUGGGAUAUGGGUUCGUGAACAUGACAACCCCAGAGGCAACCUUGAGACUCUACAAGGCAUUCCACCGUCAAAGCUGGGAAGUUUUUAACUCCCGCAAAAUUUGUGAAGUUACCUAUGCCAGACUCCAGGGGGUGGAAGCUCUGAAGGAGCAUUUCAAGAACUCCAAGUUCCCGUAUGAUAUUGAUGAGUACAUGCCGGUGAUUUUUUCACCGCCCCGAGACGGGCGGCUGAUGACUGAACCCGUUACCAUAUCUGGCCGGUCCGACACAGCUAGCUCAUCGAAUGUUCAGUAUUCUUCUUGUACGUCCUCCUCUCCCGGCGGAAGUUCCAACUCCAAAGAAGAUCAUUUUUAUUACUCCGACGAACUCUCCGGGCACCUUGAUUUCUGUAACGAUGUUGAUGGAGAUGGCGUAGUCGACGGUGGGGAUCCGGUUGAUGGUAAUCAUGAUGUGCACAGAAGCGGCGGUGGCAGCAGGUGUUGCAGCAGCAGCUCAAACGGCGGCGUGAGUGGAGGAUAUGAUGAUAGUGAUGACGUUGAAUGAACAGUGGAAUGGAUUUUAACUUUACUUUGUACCAAAAUUACCGUUCCUUUGGGAAUGGUUUUAACUGUUUUCUUUUUUUCUUUCCUGAUUUAUUAACCCAAGAAAAUUAAAAAUAUUUGAUAAUAAAAAGGGUAAAAGCCAAGAAAAAGAAAAAGAGAGAGAGGGCUGCUACUGGCUAUGGAGACUGGUAAAAGAAUGGCUGGACCGACCAAUCCGGGUUGAUGUUGAGCUCCGAGCCCUAAUCUCAGAGAAACCCGGACUCUAUUCUUCUGCUUUGAUGAAAUCUGAAAUCUUAUGCUUUAAAGUCUGCUUUUUCUUCUGUUGCCAAUCCAUGGCUAAAGAUUGUGUCAUAUGGUUGGCUGGCUUCCUGGCUUUUGCUAGUUAUUGAUACUAUUGUUGAUGUUGAGAACUGAGAAGUUGGGCUUUGUUUUUUAGUAGCUUUUUUUAGGCUUCCUUUCAUUUCUAGUAUCAUUACGUCCCCUGUAUAGUUUCUCUUCUCUAAUCUUUCUCAAUAUAUGAAACAUUUGCCACUUCCCUCAACUUUAUUGGAAGAAUACCCAAGGUACAUAUCCC
Oldenlandia corymbosa var. corymbosa is the source of this 3056-nucleotide messenger RNA. The record is from the annotation of a GenBank genome assembly. Lineage: Eukaryota; Viridiplantae; Streptophyta; Magnoliopsida; Gentianales; Rubiaceae.